AUGGACAGUAACAAUUCCAAUUUGCAAUUACUGGAUUCAGCUUCUGGCGGCACUGCAUCCGACCAAGCUUCAGAACCUACCACCAGUUCUUUAGAAAAACACGAGCCAAUAAGCACAUCUAAGCGACCGCGUGGCCGUCCAACAGGUUCCAAAAACAAAUCCUCUUCCUCUGUAACACCUUCGAUCGUUGAAUCGAAGGCGAAUUCGAAUGCUGUUGAAGGAAAGAGAAGAAGAGGGCGUCCCGUUGGCUCAACAUCUAUAUCUCACCAACGGAGUAAUAAAAAGGAUGCUUCCCUUAUUUCGGAAAUCCUUAAUUCACCGAGCAUGCUCACAGCAUUCCUUAAUGGAAGCAAGUGCAUUUGCUUUAAUUCAAAAGACGAUAUUAAGCGGUUCGUAAUUGACUGGUCAAUGUCGAUCGGAAAAGCCUUCAAAGUCCUCAAGUCUUCUCAGCGCCGAUACGAAGUUGGAUGUCCCUGGCAAUUCGAUUCUACCAACGAACAGGAGGGGGAUUCCCUAGAUUUUGAUAAAGAAAAAAUCGAUGAAAAUCUGAUCAACAUUCCUGAAGAAAUAAUGUCCGACUCCUCCCAAAACGCACAAUCAACGUCGCCCACAUCUGAUUGUCCUUUCAGGCUUUCUUUGAAUUUCAGCACAAAGGCAAACGGAUGGAAUGUCCGCAGUUUUAUUGCACAUUCUUGUCCAAACUCCAACAGAUUGAAAAAGGUCCCUGUUCACUGGAUAUUGGAGAAAUUCAAGUCCCUUUAUCAGGUCAAUACCCAGGAUAUGUUAACUCUUCCAGAUACCUCGAGCCCUGGCGAAUCUUUGACCGGAAACGAAGGUGAAACCCAAAGUGAGCUGGAAACUUGCAAUUUUAGAACCACACUUACGAAGCCCAUUGUUGAGUCCUUUACCCCUAGUCGCGUUCAGGCAGCAAUUCUGGAGUCAUUUGGCAUAGAAAUUCCAUAUCCAUCUGCUUGGAAAUGCCUCUCUCUACUGCAACAGGAAUACGGAAUAGACGUCCAUUCUCAAUACUCUGCGCCUGUAAGCCAAUUUCAGGAUUCAAUUCGAAGAGGGCCUGGAAGGCCCAAAAAGGCACUGUUGAAUUCGGUGAAGGACAAACACAACUAUUGCGCGAUUGAAACGUUCUCGGAGCCAUUUGUGCCAAGCUAUGACCAUUCAAUAUUUGGGCAAACCCCUUUUGAGCUCCAAAACUUUAAUUCAUUCUCUAUGCCUCCUCGGUCCGGAAAUGAGUACAUGGUGGCCACGCCAAUCGCAUCCUCAUCCACGACCACCACCACCACGUCCUCUUCAUCAAUGGUAUCUAACGAAGAAGUUACCAACCGGGAAUAUGAUAGACAAAGCAGUUAG
Molecule: messenger RNA, 1365 nt
Organism: Mitosporidium daphniae
Lineage: Eukaryota; Fungi; Microsporidia
Exons: 1
Coding region: 1-1365 (454 amino acids)
Source: RefSeq, a predicted model, not a curated record